Candidula unifasciata is the source of this 1704-nucleotide messenger RNA. Lineage: Eukaryota; Metazoa; Mollusca; Gastropoda; Stylommatophora; Geomitridae. The record is from the annotation of a GenBank genome assembly.
AUGUAUUGUAUUCACUCACAACUCAAUAGGGCCAGGUUUUCCCCAUACAUAUAUGGAAUAUUUCAUCCUAGUCACUUGGAUGUCAUAUUUCCACAGUUUUUUAGUGUGUUGCUUCUUCUUCUGCUUGCACCCUUAAAUGUUAACAACUUUGAAAAUGUAUUAGCUGGGAACCUCAUUUUGAUUGGUCAAGUCAGUGAUGCUAUUUUCACACCAUUUAUUGGUUAUGAAUCUGAUCGCUCAAGAGGGAUUGAGAAAAUUGGGAAGCGGAAAACAUGGCAUUUAGUGGGAACAUUAUGUGUCAUGGCCAGUUUUCCAUUCCUCUUCACCAAGUGCAUCACAUGUUCACAUGCUCCAAAUAUUGCUCAGUUUAUAUACUAUGCACCAUUUGUCGUCAUCUUCCAGUUUGGGUGGGCAGCCACACAGAUUAGUCAUCUGUCAUUUUCAUCAGAUUUCACACCGCACAGACACGAACGUGUUACUCUGCAAUCCAUUAGAAAUAUGUUCACUGUUGUCGCCAACCUGUCAGUCUAUGGGAUAUUUGCUGCACUGUUUUACUUAGCCGGAAGGGAUGAUGCCACAGAUGGUGAUCUUGGUAUACAUGAUGCUCCAAAGUUUCAGAUGCUAGCUUUUAUAUGCAUUGGAUUGGGUACUGUGUUCAACUUCAUCUUUCACCUGGGCACAAAGGAGAAACCUCACAGUAGCGAGACUGAGACACAAAACAGAAACCAGGUUGGAGAGAAUUCUAUAGAACGCUCUACAUUACUUCAUUCUAGAAUGACCUGGAAAGAUUGGCUAAAGGAGCCUCAGUUUUAUCAGAUUGCAGUUUUGUACAUGGCAACUCGAUUGUACAUUAACGUGAGCCAGGUUUAUUUCCCAAUGUACCUCACAGAAACCAUUAAUCUGUCUAAGGAAUCCAUUGCUAUUCUACCAUUAGUCACAUACUGCAGCAGUUUUGUUAUGUCAUUUGCAGCCUCUUUUAUCAACAGAUUGAUGGGAAGAAAGCUAUCUUAUGUUUUGGCUGCAGCUAUUGGUGUUGGUUCCUGCGUAUGGAUGUACUUUGUUCCUAAAAACAGUGACACGAUUUAUGGUUGUGCUUUUUUGAUGGGAGCAUCAGGUUCAUUGCUUCUAAUCACAUCGCUGUCAAUGACCUCUGACCUUAUUUCUGCAAAUACGGAGAGCGGUGCUUUUGUUUUUGGUGCCAUGAGCUUUACAGACAAGUUGUCAAAUGGAAUUGCUGUUUUAUUAAUUCAGAGAUUUCAUCCAUGCAAUGGCUGUUGUCCUGCUUGUACACCUUACUACCGGAAUGUGCAGGUGUUCAUUCCUGGGGCCUCUCUAGUUGUUGGCUUUCUUGCACUCCUCACACUGAUCCCUCAGAACAUUGGGGCUAGGAGUAGGGCAGUUGAUGUUUUGGAAAAUCCUGCUCGUGCAAGUCAAAAUUCUUCAACGAAUAGUCUUCGGUGUUCGUGUGGAACAUUCUACACCUCUUCUAAUGAGUGUCCAACUUGUGGUGCUCCCCACUACAACCACGCUAAUGGAUCAGUGAUUCACAGUGCAGAAGUUCACAGACAUUAUGACACCAAUGACAGUUCUGAUGACGAAGCUUUACAAAAACAAGAAAAGAGGUCAUUGCUUCGAUCAAGUAUCAAUACUCCUAGCAAGGAUGUACAGAUUGUUUCAGAAUAUGGUAGUCUGCGAAAUGUCUAA